Filobasidium floriforme is the source of this 1356-nucleotide messenger RNA. Its product is annotated as putative cell division cycle protein 91. The coding region runs from base 1 to 1356 and encodes 451 amino acids. Gene Ontology annotation, cellular component: GPI-anchor transamidase complex; membrane. The transcript has 9 exons. Gene Ontology annotation, biological process: attachment of GPI anchor to protein; protein localization to cell surface. The record is from RefSeq and is a predicted model, not a curated record. Lineage: Eukaryota; Fungi; Basidiomycota; Tremellomycetes; Filobasidiales; Filobasidiaceae.
AUGUCGACCGUAGCACGAACGGGAUGGCCAUCAAUCUCGAUAGUAGCGGCUCUCUUGCUCAGAUUGGCACUCUUCAACGGGACGUCAUUACCGGCAACUCUGAGCCGCAGAAUCGAACUCUCCACGCCUCUCACUGGGAUCCGCUAUCUUAAUGACGGCGUGUACGUCUAUAAAAGCGGAUUGAAUCCCUACGAGGGCGGGAACUUUCAUCAUUCACCACUGUAUCUUGUUUUGUUCUCCCUCUUUCCCUUUGCGACGUCCCGAAUUUCAGCAUCCAUACUCUUCACCCUAUCAGAUUACCUCGCUGCCAUCUCACUGCGACGUAUAUGGAUUGGAAGAAAAUGGCAAGAAGAAGCGACGCUGAAGAAGAGGAAUGACGGGCGAACGAACGCGAGCCGAAGGUACUUGCUCAACCCUUACACCAUAGCUAGCUGUAUCGCCCAGGCAACGACGAGUAUCGACAAUGCCUUGAUUCUGCUCGCUGUAGCGGCAGCUGCGCAAGGACAAUCCCCUCUGACCGCGUUCUUCCUCUCACUCGCUACCCAUACAUCGCUCUACCCCAUUCUUCUCCUCGCUCCUUUGCUCCUGCUGCUCGUCCGCACUGGUUCGCCGGGAAAGACCAGCUGGAGGGAUGUCGUUGGAACCGUCUUCUUUUUCGCCGGGUUCUUCUUGGCCGAGACCGCUAUCGCCUUUGGAUUGGUCGGGGAUUGGAGCUGGAUCAGCUGGACCUGGGGUUCGACUUUGACAGUAUCCGACCUGACUCCCAACGUCGGUCUCAAUUGGUAUUUCUUUACCGAGAUGUUUGAUCACUUCCGUUCGUUCUUCGUGGGCACUUUCCAGAUGCACAUCGCGAUCUACGUCGCACCUUUGUGUAUACGACUGCAUGAUCAUCCUCUCCUCGCCGUUACCGUACUCGGAGGGAUCAUCUCAAUCUUCAAGUCAUAUCCUACCUUGGGAGACGCGAGUCUCUGGUUGGGCCUACUAGGCUGUCUCCCUGAUAUCUGGGCCGAUCUGCGCCAUCCCCUUCUGAGCGUGGCUCUGCAGCUAUACUCGGUCAUCCUCUUACCCAUCCUGCACUCGCUCUGGCUCGAAUCGGGAACGGGGAACGCCAACUUUUUCUACGCCGCGACGCUGGUCUACAGCUUGGGAUGCGGGAUGGCCUUGGUGGAUAUCCUUGGAGCCGGGCUUCGACAACAAGCCGCGAGAACAAUGAUUGACGAGGGAAUCCUGGAUGAAGGCGAUGAUGGCAUUACAGAUCAGGUGGCAGCGGGACGAAGUGAAGAAAUCAAGAGCACCAAGGCGAUCUUGGAGGAUCACGAUCUCGUGGUUGUACAGUACGCGGGACUCGGAUCAUGA